AUGCACAUAUUUUUCUUUAUCAGCUCUCAUUCCCUUCGCAGCCUACUGCCCGGUGACCAAGAUGGCCUUCUCCCCGGAAUUCUGCUUUCGGGUGACGCUGCCACAUGUGAAGCUUUUCCAGAUUGGGCUUUGCGACCUACUUCUACCACCUCUUUACCUUCUUCAGCUCCUGAUGGACAUAACGAACAUGAAAAGCUUGGUCUCGGUGGCCGAAAUGCAAUUGAAACUGACGAAACUGAGGUUUUUGGUUCUAAAUUGCUGCUGCACGAUGUCCAAACAAGUGCAAUACAGCAGUCCAAUAUCCCUAAUCUACCUACUACUAUUAAUUCAGAUAGCUUAAGCUCUAUUCCAGUCCAAAUGGCCAAACGGUGCUCCAGUAAUACUGCUGGAACAAUGUCAGAAUUUCGCAUCUGUUUCAACGACCAAGACUUAGAUGAGGAGCGUCAGUCUAGCCGCAUUGAUACA
Molecule: messenger RNA, 465 nt
Organism: Protopolystoma xenopodis
Lineage: Eukaryota; Metazoa; Platyhelminthes; Monogenea; Polystomatidea; Polystomatidae
Source: the annotation of a GenBank genome assembly